AUGUCACAGAGUCGUAAUCAAGCUCUGAAUUCACGCGGCCUACAAUUAGGUAUCAGGAUAAAAACUUUACGCAAUUGGAAUUCAUUUCUUAUUCAGGAGUUUGUUGCAAAAGGGACGACAAAAUUGACACUGAUUUCUGUGAUUCACAUCGACUGGACAGUUUUUAGAACCUCGACAUGUAUAAGAGAGGGAUCUUCUUAUGGACCUGCAAUACUUCGGGGCCUUCACAUGAGAAUUGUCCAUAAUGUUUACCGCUGGAUUUAUCGCCACAAACAACACAAUCGGCUACGACACCAUCAGAAGUGGAUGACGAGGCUGGAGAAAAAUUGUGCUCACUUGGUUCGAGCGGAAAACUAA
This is a messenger RNA of Cylicocyclus nassatus, 357 nucleotides long. Lineage: Eukaryota; Metazoa; Nematoda; Chromadorea; Rhabditida; Strongylidae. The record is from the annotation of a GenBank genome assembly.